Molecule: messenger RNA, 168 nt
Organism: Egretta garzetta (little egret)
Lineage: Eukaryota; Metazoa; Chordata; Aves; Pelecaniformes; Ardeidae
Source: the annotation of a RefSeq genome assembly
AUGCCCCAACUCAACCCAAACCCAUGAUUCUUUAUUCUACUCAUAUCCUGAAGUGUCUUCUCACUAAUCAUCCAACCCAAACUACUAUCAUUCACCACUACCAACCCUCCCUCCACCAAACCUAAAGUAGCCCCUAAAACCACCUCCUGAACCUGACCAUGAACCUAA